Messenger RNA from Ostreococcus lucimarinus CCE9901, 2360 nucleotides. RefSeq names its product 1-deoxy-D-xylulose-5-phosphate synthase plastid precursor (gene DXS). Gene Ontology annotation, molecular function: 1-deoxy-D-xylulose-5-phosphate synthase activity. Gene Ontology annotation, biological process: terpenoid biosynthetic process. Lineage: Eukaryota; Viridiplantae; Chlorophyta; Mamiellophyceae; Mamiellales; Bathycoccaceae. The coding region runs from base 112 to 2352 and encodes 746 amino acids. The record is from RefSeq and is a predicted model, not a curated record. The transcript has a single exon.
UAUCCUAUAUCGUGCCGACAGGAGCGUACUGCGUCUAAGCUUAGGGACAGUGUUGCGAGCGCGCAUUACGGCAAUCACACGUAGCGUUGCUCGUCAAAAUAGCAGCACGCGAUGUACACGUCUUCAACUCGACUGGCACUGGCUCAAAACCUCAACCAGACUCGAGUCGCGCGCCCGCGAUGUGCUGGGGGGCACGGACGAAACGCCGACAGUCUUCGCCCCGUGAUUACGCGAAAAUUGAGCGCACGUGCGCGUAAUGGGCGCUCAGGCACACGGUUCGUGCCAAAUCGUGGUUCUGAGCAGGAUAUCUUAUCUGAACUUGAAGAAGCGCAAGAAGGAGGAAUUGCUGGCUACGGCGUCAUCUCGUCCAAACCUACGACACCCCUUUUGGAUACCGUGCAGUUUCCGAGCCAUUUGAAGGGUUUAAACAUGGAUCAACUCAAGCAAGUCGCGAAAGAACUACGUGCAGACCUAAUCUACAACGUAUCUCAGACAGGAGGGCAUCUUGGUUCGAGCCUCGGAGUUAUUGAGCUCACCGUCGCACUCAAUUACGUAUUCGACCAACCGAACGACAAAAUCAUAUGGGACGUGGGGCAUCAAGCUUACCCUCACAAAAUUUUGACGGGAAGGAGGGACCAAAUGAACACCAUGAGACAAACAGGCGGGUUAUCACCUUUCACGAAGAGAAGCGAAAGUCCUUAUGACUGCUUUGGGGCGGGACACAGUAGUACGUCCAUUUCGGCAGGUCUUGGAAUGGCUGUCGCUCGGGAUAUGCAAGGCGGCGAUAAUCAUGUCAUCAGCAUAAUCGGAGACGGGGCAAUCACGGGGGGGAUGGCGUAUGAAGCUAUGAACAAUGCUGGAUUUCUGGACACGAACAUGAUCAUCAUCUUAAAUGAUAACCAGCAAGUGUCGCUUCCUACGCAAUACAACAGUAUGAAUCAAGAUCCAGUGGGUGCGCUUUCGUCGACAUUCGCUCGUCUUCAGUCGUCGCGCCCUCUACGCGAGUUGCGCGAGUCUGCCAAGGCGAUUACCAAACAGAUGCCAACCCCUGUGCAAGAGGUCACCGCAAAAGUUGACGAGUAUGCGCGUGGUAUGAUUAGUGGAUCUGGCUCGACUCUAUUUGAAGAGCUCGGACUAUAUUACAUCGGAACUGUUGAUGGGCAUAAUUUGGAGGAUUUGGUCGCCAUUCUGCAAGAAGUAAAAGAGACAAAGAGCGUUGGUCCCGUGUUGAUUCACAUCGUGACCGAGAAGGGCCGAGGCUACUCUUAUGCCGAAGACGCUCAAGACAAGUACCACGGUGUAUCCAAAUUCGAUCUCGCUUCCGGUGAACAAAGCAAAUCAACAGAUACAAUCCCCACUUACACGAAGGUGUUCGCCGAUGCCUUGAUUGGAGAAGCCAUGGCUGAUGAAAAGGUUGUGGCCGUGCACGCUGCCAUGGGCGGGGGAACGGGAUUAAACCAUUUCGAGAAAUAUUUCGCCGAUAGAACGUACGACGUCGGCAUUGCGGAGCAACAUGCCGUGACUUUCGCUGCGGGUCUUGCAUGUGAGGGAUUGAAACCCAUGUGUACGAUUUAUUCAACAUUUUUGCAACGUGGCUGGGAUCAAGUUGUUCACGACGUAGCGCUGCAGAAACUUCCGGUGAGGUUUGCGAUGGACCGUGCUGGCUUGGUUGGCGCGGAUGGACCAACUCAUGCUGGUGCGUACGAUGUGACGUUCAUGGCGUGCCUUCCCGAUAUGGUCGUUAUGGCGCCGAUGGACGAGGCAGAGCUGUGUCAUAUGGUUGCAACAUCUUUAGCUAUUGACGAUCGUCCCUCCUGUUUCCGCUAUCCUCGGGGUGCGGGCGUUGGGGUCAACAUGGAAAAUGAGAGCGUCAAAGUGCUCAAUCCAGGAUACAAGGGUAUGGUGUUAGACAUUGGGAAAGGCCGAGUUCUACGCGAAGGAACCGAUGUCGUUCUGUUGGGUUAUGGUACUCCAACGAAUAACUGUUUGCUGGCUGCCCAAAUGUUGCAAGAGUUCGGCGUCAGCGCCACCGUGGCGGAUGCUCGAUUCUGCAAACCUCUGGACGUCGAACUCAUUCGUCGCUUGGCAAAAUCACACCCAGUUUUCAUAACGGUAGAGGAAGGUUCCAUAGGCGGCUUUGCGUCUCACGUGUUGCACUUCCUAGCGACUGACGGACUGCUCGACGGCGGCUUGAAGGUUCGACCAAUGGUACUUCCCGAUCGUCCAAUUGAUCACGGUUCGUAUGCAUUCCAGCUUAACGAGGCUGGACUUAGCGUUUCGCACAUCGCAUCUACGGCGCUUUCGCUUGUCGGGAAGCAAAAUGAGUCUCUCGAGGUUUUAGCAAGAGUCUAGAGAAACUU